Molecule: messenger RNA, 458 nt
Organism: Closterium sp. Naga37s-1
Lineage: Eukaryota; Viridiplantae; Streptophyta; Zygnematophyceae; Desmidiales; Closteriaceae
Source: the annotation of a GenBank genome assembly
AUGCCUGGCACUAACGUGGAUAGUAGUACUACUGAAGAGCAUUUCGGUGGUCUUUCAAGCUGCAUGGUUGGAGGAACCUCCGAGGAUUGCUUUGAACGCCGCGCCUCCGCUGGACCAUUCCCCGACAUAACCGCCGAGAAAAGCGCGGCGGACGGCCGGAAGGGUCCGCAUGCGUUCGCUGAUCUCAUCGACGGCGUACACGGGCUCCACGUUUUGCGGAUUAACAGCCGAUUAGCUGCUCGUCCUUCCGUCGCCACCACCGCCGCUUCCGUUUCCCCGCCGGACCACUCCCGUCCGCCCCCCGAACCUCCCGCGACCUCGUCCCUUCCGGUGGCCAGGCCUGCCACGUCAGCGGCGGCUUCUGCGGCUUCGUGGAACUCGCAGGAGAACUCGUCUGCUGGGCACGCGUUUGGGCAGCAUUAUUUGUCGCUAGUGGAGAGUGACAAGGCUCGACACAG